Messenger RNA from Habropoda laboriosa, 645 nucleotides. RefSeq names its product helicase SWR1. Bases 1 to 645 code for a protein of 214 amino acids. The record is from RefSeq and is a predicted model, not a curated record. The transcript is spliced from 5 exons. Lineage: Eukaryota; Metazoa; Arthropoda; Insecta; Hymenoptera; Apidae.
AUGAAGUUAGCAAUAUUCGCGUUGGUGGCGAUUUGCCUGAUAGCCGUGGUCAGGUCAGCAGACGAGGAGUACGAUUAUGAGGAGGAACCAGCUGCGGCACCAGUCGUUCCAACACCGGCUAGAUCCAAUUCUGCUCGACUCGGUGGACUAUUGUCCUCGAGAGGACGAGUGAACGUAGGCAGAAAAUCUUCCGGCGCAGCAACGACACAAUCGACCACGGCGAAGCCUGUCGAGCAACCAGCUGAACUCGAAGAAGAAGGCGAGGAAGAGCUCGACGAGGAGCAGGAACAGCAAGAAGAGGUCCUCACCACGACGACGGAGGCUUCGAAGAAGGUUCGAGGUGGAGUUAGACCGUUCAGGUCGAAUCAGGACCUGCUGGCAGCACUGAAGAGAAGGAGAGCUCAAGUGGGACCGAGCACCAACCACAAAGAAUCCUCUGCUGCUCAAACUGGCACUGAAUCGACAACAGCAAAAUCCAAGGCGACCACGAAUAGUCGCAGCAAGAGCAACACUGCAAACGAGGCAAAGUCUUCGGGACGCGGCAGGUUCGGAGGAUCCAGGGGAAGCAAGCCCUUGCAAGAAGAGGUCGAGGAGACUCAGCGAGAGGAGGUUCAAGUGAAGCCCAAGCCCUAUCGCAGAGGAUAG